GCGUCACUCCGCUCCUGGGCGCCUCGCUCCUGCAGACAGAGACAAUAAAAACACUGAUCUUUAUUUUUAUUAUAUUCUUUUUUUUUUUUUCUGACUUUAUUAUUGUUGAAGCAGAGCCGUGUCUCUUUAAACUGGUCUGACUAAAAGAGCCCAUCUGAUCCCGGAGCGCCAAUCAGAAGCUGCUCGCGCUGAAGCUGCAUUUCUGUCUGUCUGCGCGCAGCUGAAGUGAGGAGGAGGAGGAGGAGGUGGGGGGAGACUGAGGAGAGGGCACAAACUGCAGAAAUGUGACAACCAGACCAUCCUGUUCAUGGCGAGGGCCGAACCGGACAGAGAGGAGUUAUUCUGGGACUCCUUCACCGCCGGAUCAAAAUGCUCGUAGUGGAGAAGACCACAGACUUCCCCUGUGCUGAGUUCUCUCUGGUGGAGGAUGUGGCACUGCACUUCACCUGUUUGAUGGACAGGCUGAACGAGCAGCGCCUCUUCCAGCCCGACCUGUGUGACGUUGACAUCGUUCUGGUCCACCAUCGCAGCACCUUCCCGGCUCACAAGGGCGUGCUGGCAGCCUACAGCCCUUUCUUCCACUCCAUCUUCGCCCAGAGCAAGCAGCUGCGGCGYGUGGACCUGUCGCUGGACGCCCUGACCUCCCAGGGCCUGCAGCAGAUCCUUAACUUCAUCUACACCUCCAAGCUGCUGGUGAGCGGCAGCACUGUUCACGACGUGCUCAACGCCGCCACCCUGCUCCAGAUGAGCGACAUCGCGGCGUCCUGCCGCGACCUGAUGAGCASCCACUCGCUGAGGACCUGCAGAGACAUGGCCGAUCAGGAGGGGGCAGCCGCCGUGGCCCUGCCUCCAGGUCAGCUGUACCGAGAGAUCAAACUGGAGUCGGAGCUGGGCAGGGCGUACGCGAGAGACGGCAGCAGCCCGUUCUCCGUCAGGGUGGAGGAGUUGGGCAAGUCUCAGAUUAAACCGUACUAUCAGAAGGAGGAGGGUUCAGGGGGCGUGGCCAGCACGGGCGUGGCUGCUUUGUGUAAAGCGGAGGCCAACGGGGAGGAGUCGAAGACGRCGGACAGCCACUCCUCCUUCAACAGAGAGCAGAUCAUCGUCGAAGUCAACCUCAACAACCAGACUCUUAAUGUUUCAAAGGGAUCAGAGGGAAAGUCCACCACGGCCACAGAGUCCAUGUUUGGUCACUGCCACAACAAUGAGCAAGGCUCAGAGGRCGACGAAGACAACGAGGCAGAGAGUAAUGAAGCUGGGGAGGAGGACGCUGAAGACCUGAAGAGGGGUGACACACUGAGGCAGAGCAGCGAGGAGGAGGAGGAUGAUGAAGAGGAAGAGAACACCCAGAACUUCCCRGGGUUGGAGCAGCCCACCGCUCCGGAUCGACCUCGCCGAGCCACCGCAGCCUUGACCAUGGCGGGCGCCGCCGCCGCCAUGCGACAGACACUGGCCGAGGCGGCGCUCGCCAACCGGCGGCAGAGCGGGAGGGGCACGCCGGACGCAGAGGGCCCCGGCCAGAAGGUGAGGCUGGAGGAGAAGCAGCACUUUGCCUGCAAGAAGUGCCCCCGCGUCUUCAACAACCGCUGGUACCUGGAAAAACACAUGAACGUCACCCACAACCGCAUGCAGAUCUGCAACCACUGCGGGAAACGCUUCAUGCUGGAGAGCGAGCUGCUGCUGCACCAGCAGACGGACUGUGAGCGCAGCAUCCAG
Molecule: messenger RNA, 1713 nt
Organism: Austrofundulus limnaeus
Lineage: Eukaryota; Metazoa; Chordata; Actinopteri; Cyprinodontiformes; Rivulidae
Gene: zbtb47b
Product: zinc finger and BTB domain containing 47b
Biological process (GO): regulation of transcription by RNA polymerase II
Cellular component (GO): nucleus
Molecular function (GO): DNA-binding transcription factor activity, RNA polymerase II-specific; protein binding
Source: RefSeq, a predicted model, not a curated record